AUGGCAAGGCAAGGGAAAAGCAAACAGCAGAUUCACAAAAUAUUAAUUUUGGUUGUUCUGAUUUUAACCAUAGCCAAAUUAUUGUGUUCGUAUUUCUUCAUGUUCAUGUUUGUGUUUUCAGUAUUUACGGUGGCUCAGGAACCUAAGGGAAAUCUCAAUAAAUUUUGCACUAUGAUCAUCGAUAAACAAAAUUAUUGUCAGUCUUCUGAUUGUGGUCUAGCAUGUUAUUCGGGGUACAAUGGAGUUGGAAAAUGUCUUAAAAAUUCCAAAGCUGGUGGAAAACUUAGUUGUUAUUGUACUUAUAAUUGUUAG
This is a messenger RNA of Raphanus sativus (radish), 312 nucleotides long. RefSeq names its product defensin-like protein 159. Lineage: Eukaryota; Viridiplantae; Streptophyta; Magnoliopsida; Brassicales; Brassicaceae. The coding region runs from base 1 to 312 and encodes 103 amino acids. The record is from RefSeq and is a predicted model, not a curated record. The transcript is spliced from 3 exons.